Molecule: messenger RNA, 984 nt
Organism: Hirsutella rhossiliensis
Lineage: Eukaryota; Fungi; Ascomycota; Sordariomycetes; Hypocreales; Ophiocordycipitaceae
Product: nmrA-like family domain-containing protein
Exons: 5
Coding region: 1-984 (327 amino acids)
Source: RefSeq, a predicted model, not a curated record
AUGUCGCGCAAGGUUCUCGUCACCGCGGCCGACGGCCAUACUGGCUUCCUCAUUGCCGAGCUCAUCCUCAAGCACCAAGACUUUGCACCCAAAGUCGACUCCGUUGUUGGUCUCGCGCUCGAUCCCAAGUCCGAGCGAGCACAGGAGCUCAAGCGUCUCGGAGCGUCGAUUGUCCACCACGUACCAGGUCGGGUCCGGCACAUGGCCAAGACCCUCCAAGAUUCUGGCUGCGAUGCCAUCUGCCUUGUUCCGCCAGCCCACCGCGACAAGUUUGACAUUUGCGCGGAGCUGGUGGCUGCCGCAAAGAAGGCAGGCAUUACGAACGUGUGUCUCAUAAGCUCGGCUGGGUGCGACUACGCCGAUCCAAAGAAGCAGCCCCGAAUUAGAGAAUUCAUCGACCUGGAAGCCCUCGUUCUCGCAGCCAAGGGCGAUGCCAGCACCCCCACUGGUGGAUCUCCCUGCGUCAUUCGGGCGGGAUUCUAUGCGGAAAACUUGCUUCUAUAUGCCCCUCAGGCAAAAGAGGAGGGCGUUCUCCCCUUGCCGAUUGGCAGCAAUCACAAGUUUGCGCCCGUGGCUCUGGGUGAUAUUGCCCAAGUCGCCGCUCACGUCCUCACGGGCAAAGGGAAACAUGGCUUUGACGACAGACAUCGGGGGCAAAUGAUGGUCGUUACAGGCCCGAUGCUUUGCGCAGGAAACGAGCUAGCCACAGCAGCAAGCAAAGCCCUCGGCACGGAGAUGGAGUUUGAAGACAUUUCAGAGGCUGAGGCCAAGAAGGUUCUUAAGUCUCAGUCCGAGAGUGAUGAGUCGGAGCAGCAGUAUCUCCUUGAGUACUACAGCCUGGUGCGCGAGGGCAAGACCAACUACAUUGCUACCACGGCUUUCCACGACGUCACCGGCGAGCAUCCGACGGAGCCUGAAGAGUUCUUCCGCAUGUAUCAGAGUGACGUGAGGCCGAGCAAGAGGACCAAACGGAACCACCAAUAG